Molecule: messenger RNA, 6202 nt
Organism: Pollicipes pollicipes
Lineage: Eukaryota; Metazoa; Arthropoda; Thecostraca; Pollicipedomorpha; Pollicipedidae
Gene: obe
Product: activating signal cointegrator 1 complex subunit obelus
Exons: 37
Coding region: 134-6202 (2022 amino acids)
Molecular function (GO): ATP hydrolysis activity; nucleic acid binding; ATP binding
Source: RefSeq, a predicted model, not a curated record
CCCCGCCGAGCCGUCCGACUCAGACGAGCCCGAGUUUGGCGCCUCGCUGAAGCUGGGCGCGCUCGAGCCGAGCCCGUGGCCCGCGGCGCCGCUCACCGACCUCAGCCGCCGCCAGGACACCGGCUCCUUCAGCAUGCUCUACAACGGCGACAAGCCCGACACGAAGAAGCCGUCGCCGCACGGCCCCGAGUGGCUGGCGGCCGAGCUGGCGCGCGCCGGCGGCUCCGACGGCUCCGACGACGCCCUGCCCGAGAUCUGCGCCGGCGUCUACAGCCUGCUUGAAUCCGACAAGGGCAACGACGACCUGCAGAACGAGCUGUUCGACCUGCUGGGCUUCGACCGGAUCGAGCUGAUCACGACCCUGCUGGAGCGGCGCGCCGAGGUGCUGGCGGCGCGGGUGGCGGCACCGCCGCGCAGCCUCUCGCCGCGCACCUUCCAGCAGCUCUCGGCGCUCGUCAACGGCGGCCGCUCCGUCCAGCUGCCCGGCCAGACUGUGACCGUGCAGUCGCGCCAGGAGGUCGAGGCCCGCAAGGCGCUGCGCCGCGAGGAGAAGAAGAUGCUGCGCGCUCGCGACCGUCAGACGGGCCAGCCGGCCGACCAAGAGGCGCCGGCCGUGCAGCCGGAGCUGGCGCGCGCGCACAGGGAGCUGCAGCUGCUGCAGGCGAUGAACGCGCCGCUGUUCUCUGAGCGGCCGCGCGCCGCGCCGGCGGCCGCCGAGCGCCUGCCGUUCGUGUUCGACGCCUUCAGUCAGGCGCGCCAGGCGUCGUCGUUCGUCGCCGGCAACAAGAUCAGCCUGCCGCUGGGCUGCGAGUGGAGCGAGCACAAGCUGUACCAGGCCGUCGAGAUCCCGGUGGCCGAGGCGGCGCCCACGAACGUCGGCGAGCAGCGCAUCAGCGUGGCCAGCCUGGACGAGAUUGGACGGAAGGCGUUCGGUGGGAUUUCGCAGCUGAACCGGAUCCAGUCGGUGGUGUACGACACGGCCUACCACACCAACGAGAACCUGCUGAUCUGCGCGCCCACCGGCGCCGGCAAGACCAACAUCGCGAUGCUGACGGUGGUGCAUCAGAUCCGCCAGCACAUCGAGAAGGGCGUCAUCAUGCGGGACUCGUUCAAGAUCGUGUACGUGGCACCGAUGAAGGCGCUGGCGGCCGAGAUGACGGCCAGCUUCGGUCGUCGGCUGGCGCCGCUCGGCGUCACCGUCCGCGAGUGCACCGGCGACAUGCAGCUGACCAAGCAGGAGAUCAUGUCCACGCAGAUGCUGGUCACCACGCCCGAGAAGUGGGACGUGCUCACCAGGAAGAGCACCGGUGACGUGUCGCUGACACAGCUGGUGAAGCUACUCAUCAUCGACGAGGUGCACCUGCUGCACGGCGACCGCGGGCCAGUGGUCGAGGCCUUGGUGGCGCGCACUCUGCGCCAGGUGGAGACCUCGCAGAGCAUGAUCCGCAUUGUGGGUCUGUCGGCAACUCUGCCCAACUACCUGGACGUGGCUCAUUUUCUGCGGGUGAACCCAAUGAAGGGACUGUUCUUCUUCGACGGCCGGUUCCGCCCCGUGCCGCUGGGCCAGUGUUUCAUCGGCGUCAAGGCGCUCAACUCGAUGCAGCAGAUGAACGACAUGGACACGGUGUGCUACGAGAAAGCGUUCGAGAUGGUCAGCAAGGGACACCAGGUGAUGGUGUUCGUGCACGCCCGCAACGCCACGGUGCGCGUGGCGACGCGGCUGCGCGAGCUGGCUAAGCAGCGCGGCCAGCUGGGCUCGUUCCGCGCCGAGCAGUCCCCGCAGCUGGGCGCCGAGCAGAAGCACGUGCAGAAGAGCCGCAACCGGCAGCUGCGCGAGCUGUUCGACGACGGCUUCGCCAUGCACCACGCCGGCAUGCUGCGCCAGGACAGGACGCUGGUGGAGCGGCUCUUCUCGCAGGGCAUGAUCCGAGUGCUCUGCUGCACGGCCACGCUGGCCUGGGGCGUCAACCUGCCGGCGCACGCCGUCAUCAUCAGGGGCACCGACAUCUACGACGCCAAGCACGGCUCGUUCGUGGACCUGGGCGUGCUGGACGUGAUGCAGAUCUUCGGCCGCGCCGGCCGGCCGCAGUUCGACAAGUCGGGCCACGGCACCAUCAUCACCACGCAGGACAAGCUGCCCCACUACCUGUCGCUGCUCACCAACCAGUACCCGAUCGAGAGCAGCUUCGUGGCGCUGCUCGCCGACAAUCUGAACGCCGAGGUGGCGCUGGGAACGGUGACCAACGUGGAGGAGGCCGUCAGCUGGCUACGCUACACCUAUCUGUACGUGCGCAUGAGCAGGAACCCGCUGGUGUACGGCAUCAAGCCCGAGGAGGUGCAGGACGACCCUACGCUGGCCAGGAAGCGCCAGGAGCUGAUCAUGAGCCAGGCGACCAAGCUCGACAAGGCGCUGAUGCUGCGCUACGACACGCGAAACACCUACCUCAACAUCACGGACCUGGGCAGGAUCGCCAGCCACUACUACAUCAAGUACGACACGGUGGAGGUCAUCAACGAGCUUAUCCAGCCGGCCAUGGACGAGCGCGACAUCCUGGCCAUGAUCUCGCGCUCGUCCGAGUUCGAGCAGAUCAAGGUGCGCGACGAUGAGCUGGACGAGCUGGACCGGCACAUCCACGAGGACUGCGAGCAGCCGGUGCUGGGCGGCUCGGAGAACGUGCACGGCAAGGUCAACAUCCUCAUCCAGACGUUCAUCUCGCGGGGGCGGCUCGACUCGUUCUCGCUCGUCUCCGACAUGAACUACAUCGUGCAGAACGCCAAGCGCAUCACCCGCGCCAUCUUCGAGAUCUGCCUGCACCGUCACUGGCCGCUGAUGUCAGGCCGCGUACUGACGCUGAGCCUGCAGCUGGAGCGGCAGCAGUGGGCCUCGGAGACGCCGCUGCGCCAGGGCGGCGGCGUGCUGGACGCGCUCAUACUGGACAAGCUCGACUCGCGCCACCUCACGCCGGAGCUGGUCCGCGAGAUGGACGUGCACGAGCUCGGCAUGCUGAUCCGCGACAAGAGGAAGGCGCCGCUGGUGCAGCGGGCGGCCGCCGAGGUGCCGGCCGUCACGCUGGACGCCAGCGUGCAGCCCAUCACGCGGCGGGUGCUGCGCGUCCGGCUCACCAUCACACCGGACUUCAGGUGGAACGACCGCCUGCACGGGAAAACGUCCGAGAGCUUCCUGGUGUGGGUGGAAGACCCCGAGAGCAACUUCAUGUACCACCACGAGUUCUUCAUCCUGCUGAAGAAACAGGUGCUGCGCAGCGAGCCGCAGUCGCUGGUGUUCACCAUCCCCAUCUCCGAGCCGCUGCCGCCGCAGUACUACAUCCGCGUGCUCAGCGAGCGCUGGCUGGGCUCGGAGGCGGUGCACGCGCUCUCCUUCCAGCACCUGAUGCUGCCCGAUCGGCACCCGCCGCACACAGAUCUGCUGGACCUGCGGCCGCUGCCCGUGUCGGCGCUGCAGAACGUGCGCUUCCAGGCGCUGUACCCGUUCACGCACUUCAACCCGAUCCAGACGCAGCUGUUCCACGCGCUCUACCACUCCGACUGCAACCUGCUGCUGGGCGCGCCCACCGGCUCCGGCAAGACGAUCGUGGCCGAGAUCGCCAUGCUGCGCGUGUUUGGCAAGACACCGCGGCAGAAGGUGGUGUACAUCGCGCCGAUGAAGGCGCUGGUGCGCGAGCGGAUGGCGGACUGGCGCGGCCGGCUGCAGGGCUCGCUGGGCCUGCGGCUGGUGGAGCUGACCGGCGACGUGACGCCGGACGCGCGCGCCAUCCAGCAGGCCGACGUUAUCGUCACCACGCCCGAGAAGUGGGACGGCAUCAGCCGCAGCUGGCAGACGCGCGACUACGUGCGCGACGUGGCGCUCAUCAUCAUCGAUGAGAUCCACAUGCUCGGCGAGGACCGAGGUCCCGUGCUGGAGGUAAUCGUGUCCCGCACCAACUUCAUCUCGUCGCACACCCAGCGCCAGCUGCGCAUCGUCGGCCUCAGCACAGCCAUGGCCAACGCCUCCGACCUGGCCUCGUGGCUCAACAUCACGGACGUCGGGCUGUACAACUUCCGACCGACCGUGCGACCGGUGCCGCUCGAGAUCCACAUCCAGGGCUUCCCUGGCAAGCACUACUGCCCGCGCAUGGCCACCAUGAACAGGCCCACCUUCAAGGCGAUCCGGACGCACGCGCCGGACAAGCCGAGCCUGGUGUUCGUGUCGUCGCGGCGCCAGACCCGCCUGACAGCGCUCGACCUGAUCGCCUUCCUGGCCGCCGAGGACGACCCCAAACAGUGGCUGCGGCUGGAUGAGGCCACGCUGCAGGCGCUGCUCGAAGGUGUGCGUGACAGCAACCUGCGGCUGACGCUGGCGUUCGGCAUCGGCAUCCACCACGCCGGCCUGGUGGAGCACGACCGCAAGCUGGUGGAGGAGCUGUUCGUCAACCAGAAGAUACAGGUGCUGAUCGCCACAGCCACGCUGGCCUGGGGCGUCAACUUCCCCGCCCACCUGGUGGUGGUCAAGGGCACCGAGUACUUCGACGGCAAGCAGAAGCGCUACGUCGACUUCCCUAUCACCGACGUGCUGCAGAUGAUGGGCCGCGCCGGCCGGCCGCAGUACGACGACCACGGCGUUGCCGUCGUCCUCGUGCACGACGCCAAGAAGCACUUCUACAAGAGCUUCCUGUACGAGCCGUUCCCGGUCGAGAGCAGCCUGCUGGAGGUGCUGCCGGACCACCUGAACGCCGAGAUCGUGGCCGGCACCUUGCAGAGCAAGCAGGACGCCAUCGACUACCUCACGUGGACCUUCUUCUUCCGCCGCGUGCUGCGCAACCCCACCUACUACGACCUGGAGUCGCUGGAAGGUGACGCCGUCAACAGGUACCUGUCGGAGGUGGUGGACAGGGCCGUCUCGACACUGGAGCUGAGCCACUGCGUCGAGGUGGACAUGGACAACCGCGACCUGUACCCGACGGUGCUGGGCCGGAUCGCCUCCUUCUACUACCUCUCGCACCGGACGAUGGAGCUGUUCCACGCGCGCCUCAGCGCCGACACCUCGGACGCCGAGCUGCUGACCGUGCUGACCGACGCGCACGAGUACGACGAGAUCCCGGUGCGGCACAACGAGGACAACACCAACAGCGAGCUGGCCAAGACGUGCCCGCUGCCGGUGGACGCGCUCAUGUACGACUCGCCGCACGUCAAGACGCACCUGCUCUUCCAAACGCACUUCGGCCGGCUGCCGCUGCCCGUGGCUGACUACGUGACCGACCAGAAGUCCGUGUUGGACCAGGCGAUCCGGAUCGGACAGGCGCUGCUGGAUCUGGUGGCCGAGUCCGGCUGGCUGGCCACCGCGCUACGCGCCGUCCACCUCCAGCAGCAGAUGGUGCAGGCGCGCUGGCUGAGCGACUCGCCGCUGCUGACUCUGCCGCACGUGGAGAGCUCGUUGCUGGCUCAGUUCGGCACGCUGGAUCAGCUGCCGCGGCUGGUAGAGGCGGCCGCCGGCGCCGGCGACGGCCAGCGUCGAUUCAAAGCUGUCAUCGACCGUCUGGCACGCCACCUGGACGGCUGGCAACUGCAGGAGCUGACGGAGGCGGUGGGCCGCCUGCCCCGCCUGCGCGUCGGCCUGUCGGUGGAGGGCUGGUGGGAGGCGGAGGCGGCCGCCCGGAGGAGGCCGGUGCCCGUGCAGCAGCAGCCGGCCCAGCCCGCCUGGCUUCCGCUGCAUGCCGAUCAGGACUACACCCUGCAGGUGGAGCUGCGCCGGCUCAACGGCAGUCAAGGGCGGCCGCUCCAUGGCGUAUGCACCGCGCUUCCCCAAGCCCAAGGACGAGGGCUGGGUGCUGGUGCUGGGCGAGCCGGACUCUGGCGAGCUGCUGGCGCUGAAGCGGGCGGCGGCCGGCCGCGGCCGCUGCUCGGCGCCGCUCGCCUUUCGCACGCCGGCGGCGCCCGGCCGCCACGUCUACACGCUGUACCUGCUGUCGGACAGCUACCUGGGCCUGGACCAGCAGUACGACCUGUACGUCGAUGUCACGACCGCCUCCAUCGCGGCUCAGGUGAACGCGGAGAUGGCAGACGCAUAGAGGGAAGGGGGAAGGGAGGGGGCGUGCACUGGCGGGAGAGGAUUGCCGGUGGGCUGACCCGCUGGCGCGCGUCUUGCGGGGUGGUCGUCGGUGGCCGGCGGCGCUGUGGGGCAGGCAGGUGGCUGUGGGCGGAGUGA